Messenger RNA from Salarias fasciatus (jewelled blenny), 3510 nucleotides. RefSeq names its product zinc finger E-box-binding homeobox 1-like. Gene Ontology annotation, biological process: regulation of transcription by RNA polymerase II; anatomical structure development. Gene Ontology annotation, molecular function: RNA polymerase II cis-regulatory region sequence-specific DNA binding; DNA-binding transcription factor activity, RNA polymerase II-specific. The record is from RefSeq and is a predicted model, not a curated record. Lineage: Eukaryota; Metazoa; Chordata; Actinopteri; Blenniiformes; Blenniidae.
CACGCAGUGACCAACUACAACAAUGUGGUGGAGGCCGGCUCCGACUCCGACGACGAGGACAAGCUGCACAUCGUGGAGGAGGAGGGCAGCCUGGCCGACGGCGCCGACUGCGACGGCGCCCUGCCGGACGAGGAGCACCCCAGGGAGCACUGCUGGGACCCCGUGAGGGAGGACUGCGUCUCGGACGCCGAGGAUGAUGGGAGCACGGACGCGCUGGUGGAGGAGAUGCUCCAGCAGGGCGACACGGCGGUCAUCUACCCCGAGGCGCCGGAGGACGAGCCGCAGCGCCAGGGCACCCCCGACGCCGGCGUGCACGACGAGAACGGGACGCCGGACUCCUUCUCGCAGCUGCUCACCUGUCCGUACUGCCGGGGCUACAAGCGCUACAGCUCCCUGAAGGAGCACAUCAAGUACCGCCACGAGAAGACGGAGGACAGCUUCAGCUGCCCCGAGUGCAGCUACAGCUUCGCCUACCGCGCCCAGCUGGACCGCCACAUGACGGUCCACAAGGCCGGCCGAGACCAGAGACACAUCACGCAGUCGGGAGGCAAUCGGAAAUUCAAGUGCACCGAAUGUGGGAAAGCGUUCAAAUACAAGCACCACCUGAAGGAGCACCUGCGCAUCCACAGCGGAGAGAAACCCUACGAGUGCUCCAACUGCAAGAAGCGCUUCUCGCACUCGGGCUCCUACAGCUCCCACAUCAGCAGCAAGAAGUGCAUCGGCGUCAUCUCGGUCAACGGACGGCCGCGCCCGGGGAACGCCAAGUCCCAGAGCCCGGGGGCGGCGCCGAUGCUGCCGACGGCGCCGUCGAUCCUGCGCAGCCAGAUCAGGGAGAAGCUGGAGCACAGCAAGCCCCUUCAGGAGCAGCUGCCCCUCAACCAAAUCAAGACCGAGCCCCUGGACUACGAGUACAAGCCCACCGUCCUGACGUCCCCGGGUCUGACGGCCGUGAACGGCGGGGUUUACACCGGCGGCGCCGCGGCGCCGCUGCAGGGCACGGUGCAGGCGGUGGUCCUGCCCACCGUGGGGCUGGUGUCGCCCAUCAGCAUCAACCUGGCGGACCUGCAGAACGCGCUGAAGGCGGCGGUGGACGGCAGCGUCAUCCGCCAGGUGCUGGAGAACAACGCCAAAGGCCAGGCGAACGCGGGGUUAACCGCGGGAACGCUCCACGCCGCACAGCAGCAGCUCAUCUCGGCCAUCAGCCUGCCCAUCGUGGGCCAGGACGGCAACGCCAAGAUCAUCAUCAACUACAGCCUGGACCCCGGCCAGGGCCAGGCCGCGCCUCACAACCUGAAGAAAGAACCUGAACCCAUGUCACCCACUGAGACCACUUUGGACACUUUCAAGUCCCAGCACCCAGAGGACCUGACCAUCAGGGGUUCCCGGGCCGACAAGGUCCAGGACAAAGAGGAGAAGACCACUAAAACCUGCCUCCUGUGUGAGAACUGUCCCGGGGGGCUGGAGACGCUCCACGCCCUCAAGCACUGCAAGAAGGACGGUCUCAGGCUGAACGGGGCGGGCCUGGACACGUCGGACUCCGCUGUGGCCGCCCUGCUGGCGGAGGGGGGGCUCUGCACCCAGCCCCAGAACCUCCUGUCCCUGCUCAAGGCCUACUUCGCCUUGAACGCCGAACCCACCAAGGACGAGCUGGCAAAGAUCUCCGACUCCGUCAACCUGCCGGUGCACGUGGUCAGGAAGUGGUUUGAUAAAAUGCAGGAGGGUCAGAUAUCCCUGGGCGCCCCCACCCCCCCCUCGGAGGAGGAGGAUAGUGUGGUGUCCCCGGUCCCAGGGAGGAACUCGGCCACUAUGGACCCGUCUGUAACCCAGGACAGCCCAACCGAAGCCACCCCGGCGGAGGUCAACGGCACUCACAGCCUGCCGCCCCCGCCCUCGCCACUAAACCUGACGGCCGGGGGUCCCGUCCCAGCCCCGCCCCCCCACAGCACUGAGGGACCCCUAGACCUGUCGCUGCCAAAGCCGGCCAGAGAGGGAGUGAAGAGAGCGGCGCCCAGAGCCCGCCGCUACCCGGCUCCGUCGCCUGGCCCCGCCACUGAGGAGGAACCCCUCAACUUAACUUGCACAAAGAAAGAGGCGUCGCCACUCGCAGCGGUGGGCGGCGGCCCCGCCGCACUGUACGCCAGCCAGCCGAGUGCCAAACCCCUGGACAUCGUCGCCACGAUGCAGUGCCUCCGGGCGCUGGCCACCAACAGCAAACAGACGAUCCUGAUCCCACAGCUGGCCUACACCUACACCACUACGGCGAGCAGCCCCGCCGGAACCGAGACGCACGACGGCAUCCACCUCAACGGGAUCAAGGAGGAGCGGCUGGACGCCGGGCCGGAGGGAGUCUCGGUCCUGGAGGAGCAGAACGACUCGGACUCGGGCCCGGCCCGGAAGAAGAUGAAGAAGACGGAGGGCGGGAUGUACGCCUGCGACCUGUGCGACAAGAUCUUCCAGAAGAGCAGCUCGCUGCUGAGACACAAAUACGAACACACAGGGAAGCGGCCUCAUGAGUGCAGCAUCUGCAGCAAAGCCUUCAAACACAAGCACCACCUGAUCGAGCACCUGCGGCUGCACUCCGGAGAGAAGCCCUACCAGUGCGACAAGUGCGGCAAGCGCUUCUCCCACUCCGGGUCCUACUCCCAGCACAUGAACCACCGCUACUCCUACUGCAAGAAGGAGGCGCAGGGCCGGCCGGGGGGGCCCGCCAGCCCCGAGGAGGACCUGGACGCCCUGGAGGCCCGGGUGGGCGAGAUGGAGGCGCUGACCCGGGCGCAGCUGCAGAGCCUCCUGCCCUCGCAGCUGGACUCGGACGAGCGAGGCAGCAGCGCCAGGGAGGACGAGGAGAGCGAGGAGGACGACGACGACGAGGAGGAGGCGGCGGCGGCGGGGGGGGGCGCCGUGGACAUGGAGGACAUCCAGGUGGUGCAGAUAGGAGACGAAGGAGGGGACGAGGACGAGGGCGGAGCCGAGAAGGAGAAGACGGAGGUGGUGGAGGAGGAGGCGGAGUCGACGCAGGAGGAGGUGAUGGAGAGAGCUGAGGAGGUGGAGAGGGCUGAGGAGGAGGUGAUGGACACAGAGGGAGGACUGGGGGAGGAGCAGGAGGACCAGGGGUCCGAUGAAGACCAGAAGGAGGCGCCGCAGGAGGAAGGAGACGCAGACUAAAGGAGGACCGGGACUCCUCAGUGAGACACAAUCAGACUCCUGGAGGAGGAGGAGCUUCAGGAGGCCCCGCCUGCUCCUCCUGACGCCUCCUCUCCGUUCACUACUGUGUAGAAACCCAGGUGUGCCUGAAGGAGAGAUCCUGGAGAGGAGCAGGGGAGCCAGCGCCCCCUGCAGGAGGAGGCGCGCCGUUCACUCUGACCAGGUUUUAUUACUAAAACACCUCCUUCAGCUCCUUUCUUUUUAUCAGUGUUACUAAUUUUAUGGCUCAUAUUUUAACCGUCAGAGCUGUACAGUCAGGAGAUAUUUCUAUAUCUUUUUAUUGCCAAUGAACAAAAAGAGAAGAAG